GGGAUGGGGCCGUGCCGAGGAUGAGAGACUCCAAAUAUUUACCACUUGGCUAACUAAAUAUCUUUAUUUCCGAACUGGGCUUCCUCCCUCGCUCUUGUACAUAGAAAUACUUUUCGACCACGCAUGAGUUUAGGUGGAAUUUGGCCCAGAUAAAGUGGAGUAUCUGUACGUCCACGACACACGCUUAAAAAGUCGACAAAAUGUAUUCCUCUGCUGGAGCCACCGAGAUGCAAGAGGGACCCCGUUCCUCUGGGUCAAUAAGCUCUGACCCCGAUGUUUCAGACCCGCCAUCUUCCCCCGUGCCAGAAUAUGUGUUCAAGCCACCAUCACGGCCAGACUUUGGCACCAUGGGCAGGACAAUCAAGCUCCAGGCCAACUUCUUCGAGAUGGAAAUCCCCAAACUGGAGGUCUACCAUUAUGACAUCGACAUCAAGCCUGAGAAAUGCCCCAGGAGGGUCAACCGUGAAAUCGUGGAGCACAUGGUCCAGCACUUUAAAACGCAAAUAUUCGGUGAUCGAAAGCCAGUGUAUGACGGGAGGAAGAAUCUCUACACUGCCAUGCCUUUGCCCAUAGGCAGAGACAAAGUGGAGCUGGAGGUAACGAUUCCUGGCGAAGGCAAAGACCGCAGCUUCAAAGUAUCCAUCAAGUGGGUGUCCUGCGUUAGCCUGCAAGCGCUGCACGAGGCACUAUCAGGGCGGCUACCCAGCGUCCCCUUUGAGACCGUCCAAGCCUUGGAUGUGGUCAUGAGACAUUUGCCCUCUAUGAGGUAUACCCCGGUGGGCCGCUCUUUCUUCACUCCCUCAGAGGGAUGUUCAAACCCCCUUGGUGGUGGCAGAGAGGUGUGGUUUGGCUUCCACCAGUCUGUCAGACCUUCCCUUUGGAAAAUGAUGCUCAACAUCGACGUCUCUGCCACUGCGUUCUACAAAGCCCAGCCUGUAAUUGAGUUCAUGUGCGAGGUCUUGGAUUUCAAAAGCAUCGAAGAACAACAGAAGCCCUUAACAGACUCUCAGCGAGUGAAAUUUACAAAGGAAAUCAAAGGCCUGAAGGUGGAGAUCACUCACUGUGGGCAGAUGAAGAGAAAGUACAGAGUGUGCAACGUGACCAGGAGACCAGCCAGCCACCAAACGUUCCCCCUGCAGCAGGAGAAUGGCCAAACUAUUGAAUGCACAGUAGCACAGUACUUCAAAGACAAGUACAAGCUCAUCCUGAGAUACCCCCACCUCCCGUGUCUACAGGUGGGACAGGAGCAGAAGCACACCUACCUACCUCUAGAGGUGUGUAACAUAGUGGCAGGACAGCGCUGCAUCAAAAAGCUGACAGACAAUCAGACCUCCACUAUGAUUCGUGCCACAGCCCGAUCAGCACCAGACCGUCAGGACGAGAUUAGUAAAUUGAUGAGAAGUGCCAACUUCAACACUGACCCUUACGUUCGUGAAUUUGGAGUGAUGGUGAGGGAUGAGAUGACAGAAGUGAAUGGCCGUGUCCUACAAGCACCUUCCAUUCUGUACGGAGGCAGGAACAAAGCAAUAGCCACACCAAUCCAGGGAGUAUGGGACAUGAGGAACAAGCAGUUCCACACCGGCAUUGAAAUCAAAGUGUGGGCCAUCGCCUGCUUUGCACCACAGAGACAGUGCACUGAACUUCUGCUCAAAGCAUUCACAGAUCAGCUGAGGAAGAUCUCUCGGGAUGCAGGGAUGCCCAUCCAGGGUCAGCCUUGCUUCUGUAAGUACGCCCAGGGAGCAGACAGCGUGGAGCCUAUGUUCAGGCACCUGAAGUACACCUACCAGGGCCUCCAGCUGGUGGUCGUCAUCCUACCGGGAAAGACGCCCGUCUACGCUGAGGUGAAACGUGUUGGGGACACAGUACUUGGCAUGGCCACGCAGUGUGUGCAGGUGAAGAAUGUUCAAAAGACAACACCUCAGACCCUCUCCAACCUCUGUCUCAAGAUCAAUGUCAAGCUGGGCGGUGUCAAUAAUAUCCUCCUCCCACAGGGCAGACCGUUGGUCUUCCAGCAGCCAGUGAUCUUCCUUGGUGCAGAUGUGACUCAUCCGCCUGCAGGAGAUGGAAAGAAACCUUCCAUUGCUGCUGUCGUUGGCAGUAUGGAUGCCCACCCCAGCAGAUACUGUGCCACAGUGCGGGUGCAGCAGCACCGCCAGGACAUCAUCCAGGACCUGGCCACCAUGGUUAGGGAGCUGCUCAUCCAGUUCUACAAGUCCACCCGCUUCAAGCCUACCAGAAUCAUCUACUACCGUGAUGGCAUCUCUGAGGGCCAGUUCAACCAGGUCCUUCAGCAUGAGCUGCUGGCGAUCCGUGAGGCCUGCAUAAAACUAGAGAAGGACUACCAGCCUGGUAUCACCUUUGUGGUCGUGCAGAAGAGACAUCACACAAGACUCUUCUGUAUGGACAGAAAUGAGAGGGUUGGGAAGAGUGGCAACAUUCCUGCAGGGACCACAGUGGACACCAAAAUCACUCACCCGUCAGAAUUUGACUUCUACCUUUGCAGUCACGCUGGCAUUCAGGGUACCAGCCGGCCGUCUCAUUACCACGUGCUCUGGGACGACAACCACUUCUCUUCAGAUGAACUGCAGGUCCUCACCUACCAGCUAUGCCACACCUAUGUGCGCUGCACCCGGUCAGUUUCCAUCCCAGCACCAGCUUACUACGCCCAUUUGGUGGCUUUCCGGGCCCGCUAUCACUUGGUGGACAAAGAGCACGACAGUGCUGAGGGCAGUCAUACAUCAGGCCAGAGUAAUGGGCGUGACCAACAGGCCUUGGCCAAGGCCGUUCAGAUCCACCAGGACACCUUGCGCACCAUGUACUUUGCCUGAGAGCACACAACCCCAGGUUGGCGUGGGUGAGACCCCACUGAUGGAACACACUACCCCUCGCUGUCUCACUGUCAGCUGUAGAUAGCGUCAAAGUGGUUUCACGUAGUGAUCUCCCUACCCAACAGACCUGUCAGUUACCCAUGUGUCUACAAUUGUACUUCAGCCCUUGACCUACCCAAAUCAAGCCAGCUAGUGGACUGUAAGAUGCAAAAGAACCCCUUUCUCGGGCGUCUACGCUGGAAGAGGUUUUAUUUAGAUGUUGUGCAUUAGUGUGUGUUUGUAUUUGUCGUAGGGGCAUAUGUUGCAAAGUAUGAAAGGAAAAGGAAAAGUUUGUACACUGAUAGAAGAAAUCAACCAUUUCUAAACUAGUGGGCAGGAUCAUUUUACAUCGGGGUGAUUUAUAAUUUAGAGGAAGAUGUUUACCCUCCUUCUCCUGUUUCUAUUGUUUGUUAGGGUCUUGGUGCUCGAAAGGAGAAGUAUCAAGUUCAUCAAAGAUGAGGGGGCUGUUAACUGUUUAUAUGCCUAAAGAUUUGCUCCUCUGACAAACUAUUUAUCAGCCAAUCAAAGCAAAGUGCACUGACCAGAAUGGGUACUUCAAUCAGGACAAAAGUACUUAAUAUAUUGAGGGUUGUGUAUGAUUUUUCACAUAGGGCACUAUGUGAUGAAAAGUGCCAUUUGAGACCACCUUUCUGUUGUCAUUUCUGUGUUAAAAAAAAAAAAAAAAAAAACCAACUAUGAAUUAUUAGGCCCACAUCUGCUGGGUUUUCAGUAUUUGUCCUUGAUUGACACUGAUGACCAUUUUAUGCCAAAUCUGGUGACAAUUUACAAAAGGAUUCUUUUCAUCAGAUUUGUUGUCAACCAUUGAACCAACACUUAUUCUAGGUGAGGGCUUUUAGUGUCCACAUAGAGAUUGAAAGAACAGCGGUCGUAUCCCUCUCUGACUCUCGUUAGUCCGAACAGAAAUAGUUUAACCCCAUUCUCAUGCAGAGACAUAUAGCGUAUUGGGACCGGUUCCCAACGAGGACACCUUUCUAAUGUAGUCUGAGCCGUGUUGAUGAAAGACACAUGAUUUAGAAAUCAACAUAGAGGGGAACUUGAUGAAAUCUUUUUUUUUUUCCCCCUUCUGUUUUUGUAGUAAUUUAAUUUCAAUCAGUUUUGUUAUGAAUAUGCAUGUAGCUGACUCAUGUUUUAGACAUUUAGGCAUUUGUGAUAAUUGUUUAUUUCUUCCUUUAUACGCAUUAACCCUACUUCUAUGUUUUAAUGUAUAUAGCAGUAGGAUAGUGUUUUCUGCAGCGUCUUUGUCAGAGCGGGAUGUUUGUGUGGCGUCUCGAUAUCUAGGCAUUCGGUACAGUGGAGUGAAAGCUGCAACAUUUUUAUCUGAUUGAAAUUCCCUUAAAAAAAAAAAAAGUGUUUGCUCCAUGAAUUGGGAGCAGCCGUCGCACAAACGCUUGGGUUUUAUGCAAAUGACUUUUUGUGAGUCUUUAUACUAUAUAGUAACGUUGGUAAUAAGGUAUAUUUUGAAUAAGCUUUCAGUGGAGGCUGAUGAAAAUAUUAGUUUUUUUAAUGACUGGCCCACAUGUAGUCUAAAUUAACACUGUCUAUUUGUAUACAGAUUUUAAAUGCAAAUAUUAUCUUGCCUUCUAAGACUGUUACAGUCUUACUAAUAAUUCUAGACAUUUCCUAACAUCCCAUCUAAGUUUUACUACUAAGUUAAGCUGGCGAAUGUUCUCAUAAUCUUGAUUGGAGGCGAGUAGUCUAUAUUUUCUAACUAUGCAUCAUUUUUAACCAAGAGAUUUAGCAGUGGGGUAUCUCACCUGAAUUUGGGUCAUUUAUAGAGAUAGAUAAUCAGGGCUUUUUUUGUUGUCGUUGUUUUUUAGCAUGUUGCAUUUAGUAGCGUUUCUUAGUGCUUAUCAGCAUCUUCAUGCCUUUCUAAGGGGGAUGAAGUAUUUAUGUGGUCAUUUGUAAAAUUGUAGAUUUUAUAGCCUGAAAAUUUGGUGUAUCCUUUGUAAACACACAAUCUUUCUUAGCCAAACAAGAUUACAAACUUUUACAUGAUUAAUAUUCAAAAGACAUGGAAGCACAAAAGGACAUCUUGAUUCUAGGUGCUAGAAGUUUUCACUGUAAACCACCUUAAAUCCUCACUGGACUGGUCAACGAGGCUUUUUAACUUGUAUGCAUAAGGAAAAAAAAGAAGAAGAUGCUUCAUCGUUUUGAGGAUCUUUUCUCUCCCUUUGACGACCUCUCUGUGUUACCCUUUUUACUCAUUACCUGUAAAGCAACUAGAAAUCCGACUGACUGUGUUUGUGGGGCAUUCUGAAAAUCACGUACUUGAUAUUUACUGUUAUGAUGUCAAUAUUGUUCUUAUCGGUGCUGGUCUCACAACAUGUAAAUUUGGAUGCACUUUUGAUAGCAGAACGUUGGUAUGACUUCUAUAGACGCGCGUUCCUCAAUCGAAGCGGGAGGCUCGGCCAUAUUGCGUGACACUGGUGUAAUUGUAUGGAAAUGGCCGUGUGUUCUACCUCUUGUUACCUGUUUAAGUGUUAUGGUAACAUCACACUGCGGGCCAUUUCUGUAUAAUUACCCCUGCUAUCUAUCUAAUUGGCAUUGUUUGAGUCUUGCAUUGACAGUAGAGGUUUUAAACGCUUGGUGUGCAUGAUGGUGAACGCGCUUUCUCAGUUUAUGUAGUUGAGAUGUUUUAUUUCAUAUUUUACUCAAACUGAUAAGAGAGAAUGUGUUUUUCUUUUUCUUUUUGGGGUUUUGAGCGUUGAGCUGUACGACCAAAUUCUUGAAGUGUGUUUGUAUUCGCACACAGCUUUCCCUUCUUUCUUUCCUUUUUUAUUCUAUGCACCAGUGAAACGACAGACUUUCAAUUUUCCACCUGAGCAGUAUAACAACAAAUGCAAAGCCCACAUCAGCUAUGAUCAUAGCCAGUCCUUGAGUCGGAGAAAUUGCAAAUGUGCCCUUGUGGUACUGUUAGUAAGACUGUUAAAAGUUGCUUGCAAACCAAAAACAGGAAAGAACAACCUCUUCAGCCUGAAAAAGCACGUAUUGAAAUCCAUGUGUUGCACUGGAUGUAAGUAUGUGAUUCAGAGAGGCCUCUGAUCCGUUAAAUUUCAUCACAGAACAAUAAUUUGUAGUCAAAUGCCCUUAUGUACAAGCAUGAUCUUCCUUUGUGUUUUAUGGAGACUGAUGUCAGGUGGAGCCCGCUUUUUUGGAAAUGAAAGUGAGGAAAAUGAAUGGGUGUCCUCAGUGAGAAUGUGCUGAAAUUCAUAGCAUCUACUUGUCUAUUUGGGAAAUGGCUUUGUGUUUGUUGUUACUGCUCCUUUCCUGUUAAACAUUACCUUAUACCAGCACCUUAAAAUAGCAGAUCAGAACGGCAUUGCUUUUCCUGGAGAUAAAAACUCAAACAUUUGACAAUGUUGUUUUUGCACUAAACAAGAAUGGACUUUUGUAGCUGUCGGAGCAUUUAGAGUAUUUAUCAGGUGGAAGACUAGCAGCCUCUUAUUUAAUUUAGAAAGGAGCAGUCGGCAUUGGUGGCUUUUCAAAAAAAAUACAAGGGGCACGGUCAACAGGCUUGAGAGCCUCAGUAUGUGCACUUGCCAUUCAGAAAACCACGCCUGCUGAUCAAAGAGGGAUUCUACCUAGCCAACCACCAUUCAGCGUGUCGUCUUUGAGAAAUAUCCCAAUGCCUUUUAAAUGUUAAAUAAGAGUGAAACUCGUAGUGGCGUAGGUGUGUUGCCUUUGUACAGUGACGUGAGAGAAAGGUGCUUUAUGCAAAACAAACUGACAGGUGUUGAAACAGCUGAUUAGCUAUGGACAGUCAGAUUUCUGGAGAGGCUUGGAUGCCAAAGUGCUGUGUGAGGAUGGAGUGCGCUGGAAGGUUUGACACGGUCACAGUGCAUAGAAAAAUAAUGUUUAAAGCAAGGCCUCAUUGAGCCUGCUUAUACCUGGUGUUAACGUGUAUUUCAGUGAUCCGAACACAAGUGGACAAGUGAGAUCGGAUUUCAUCACUGCCUACAUCACUUGCACUUUAAGUUCAAAGGGCCCUGCAGACAGUUAUUACAUCCAAACUCUUGCUGGCGCGCUUUCUAGCAUGCUCGCUAGCCACAUUAGCAGUUGUGUUGGUACACGUUCAGAUGCCAGUGUCAGCAGAAUUCAACACGUCUCCAUCCAUAGGGCAAAAUGAUGGGUGGUCACACAAUACUUGUGCAACUUGUUGUAAAAUGGGCAAGUUAUAGAGCAUUAGCACGCUGUCGCCAAAACAACAACCACGUCCUGCAUUUAUCAUGUAUAUCUAGGAUACAUUAGCAUUUAUGCCACAAGAGAUAGGUGGUCUAGGCUUUGGCGAUUUCCAUUUUCUCAUACCUUCCUGAAAUUUCCCUGGGGAAUAUGGUACAUGACGGUAUUAGUGUACGGAAAUACCCCUGUAACAUUAUCUUCACCACUGACAGUCAGCUCAGCUGCCUGUUGCACCAGACUGACCUCUGGUGGUGCAUGAUGUGGACUACAUACAAUACAUCCUCAUUACAGCCUUUCCAGUGAGGUCAAUAGAAAGAUGACCGAUGUAGUCUGAAUUUCUAGAUAGCCUACUGUACCAUCGUACUGCCUAAGCUUAGUUUGAGUUUGUGUAAUCAGAUCACAAUGAGUCUUUCCAUCUUUAGCGCUGUCCUCUUAUGAUUGGAUCACCUGAGACACACGUUAAUACCAGGUAUAAAACACUCAGACUAUACAUAUCAAGAUUCAGAAGAGGUGGUUUCUUUUUACAUAAAUCUGCUUGAUCAUACUGAGCUAAAUCAAGAAUGUGCAUGAAUCAAACAAGUGAAUACACCAGCCUGGAUGAAUGUGGCGCUAGUGUGCUUAGUUUGGCAUUUAGUACCCCUGCAGUGGUAACCUUAAUGACAUCACUUCACCUCAGUUCGGCCAUUUUUUUUUUUUUUUUUAAGCAUUUUUUCGUGUGUCCAAAACUCGGACAAAGCAGGUUGUAGAAAUGGCUGGUUUGUAAACUACAUGGCAUAUCAUAAGCUAAUUUAAUUGAUCUGUUAUAUACCAUUUUUUUUGUUUUGUAAGCAUGUUUAAAUGUAAGGUUUAAAGAGGCUGAGAUAAAAUUCCUCGACAUAUAACGAUCAGCCUGUUUACUUUUCAAUGGUCUAAGCCCGACUUCCAGAGAAGCAACAGCCUAUACAUCAGUUUAUUCCAAACCAUGACCCUCUGUAUAGCAACGUCUCUCCUCUCUGCCUCUCAUCCGUCUCUUGUAGAGAAACUAUUGCUGACAUAAAGAAACCUCUUGUAGAGUAGAACCUAUUUUCCUAACUCCAAAUAAUAACAAUGAAUGUACUUAGAGCCUGCGUGGUUUGUAAUACUGUAUAGGCCAUCCAUCCAGUACAUUUAUACUCAUGUUUGCUUCUUGUGUACAGCCUUUUCGUUUUUCUUUUUGGUGUUUUUUUUUUCCCUCUUAUUUAUAGGCUUUAAUAAUUGCAGAAAGUAUUAUUUUUUCUUUAAUAGAUCAUUGGUUUAGAUAUCACCCGCAUCACAGCUGAUAUCAAUCUUUUCACUGAUUAACAGACAAGUCUACAGUGGAGAUGUCUUUCUCUAGAUGUUUGCUACUGUAGUUUAGGAGACAAAACGUUUCACACUGUUGCAAAGAGUCUUUUCUGUUUCUGGCGUCAUGCUCGUGUGAGGUGCUGUAACAUAAGAGCUGUAUGUGUGUUGGUUUGUGUGUGUAUAUAUAUGAUGGUUGCUUUGGUGUGUGAUCUUGUUUGCUGUUUGAUUUUUUUUUUUUUUUUUUUUUUUAUGGCUUCUACUUCAGCCCUCAGUCUGAUAUAUUCCUGUCCUGUAAAUUCCUAAAAUCCUCCCCGUGUUCAGCUUACUAACUCAUUAGCGCAGUGCCACUUGGAAGCAAAGAAGCUGAGGUUUUUGUUGGAGUGUUGCUUGUGUUCAGUGCUUUUGGUGAUUGUAUUACUACACGGCUGUUUUUCCAGAUUUUGUAAAGUACAGUUUAUGAUUUAUAUGGCACUCCGUUAGCUUCAGCGAGCAUAAUUUUCCUCUUCCUGUACGUAGACAAACCUUUCUAAAGCAUCACUUUGACAGUCAGUCUUUAUCAUGCCAAUGUCCACCCAGUUACCUGCAGCCAUGUGACACUGGUGUGAUGUCCACAAGGUCUUUGCAGUUAAAGUUUGCCUAUAUUAUUGUUCUUAGCUACAAGUCUGAAUUAUUGAGCACAAAUUCAAAUGGGGUACCUGCGAGAGCCAUUAUACCUGAUGUCCACUGGAUGCAGCUACAUUGCAUUUUGCUAGUCAUGUCUGGUUGUAGUCUUGGUUUCAAUGUACCCUGGAGUCCUUCAGCUUCCACAUUUUCAUUGUUGUUUAAACGACAUUCUUACCCAUGCUAGCUCAGCUGUACCAAUAACAUGUGGUCAGUUGAAACAAAAAUCCUUGGCAGUCCUCCCAAUAGUUGAGACAUUCCCGGUCCCAGGAGAAUGAUCACUAUUGACUUAUGCCCUUACUUUUCCUCAAGCGUGGCUGCAGGUUUUUGUUCUGACCAAGCAGGAGCACACCUGAUAACAACAAAUCAACUGUGUUAUAACAGGUCAGUUGAUUGAAUGAGUCGAGUCAGAUGUGCUCCUGCUUGGCAGGAACAAACACCUGCAGCCACAGAUCUGCUCUGGCAAAUAUCUCUGCUCUGGCAAAUAUCUCAACAUUUGCUCAAUGGAACGGGACAGAAUCUUGUAAACACAUGAACUGUUCCCAGACAAUAAAUCCUGAUCAUUUAGGGAGCCCUUAACUUUUCAUCUGGUGCCACUAUCGGGUCAAAUUUGUCCAACACACAGCCUCAGCUGCACUUUGUACUAAGCGCAAAAUAGCAAAUGUUAGCAUGUUAACACGCUACACUUGGAUGAUGACAUUGGUGAACAUUAUGUCUGGUAAACACGAGCAUAUUAGCUUUGUCAUAUUGAGUCUAUUAGCAUGCUAACAUUAGCAUUUAGCUACAGUAAGUACAACUAUGCUUGAGGCGUCUUCCGUGUUUAUCAAAUGUAUUGAAAUCAUGUUUGCAGCUCAUUCAGAGACACAAGCUUGAUCCAAAAGUGGAAACCGACAACUUUUCCCGUCGUGGUGUUGUGUGCUGGCAGACAAAAUUACAUUGUAGGAGUAAGACUUAUAGGGAACCAGUCUAAACGCUGAUGGUGGCAUUAUUUUAUAGCCAUUAUAUUAUGCAAUCAGCAUUUACUUAAUAAUGAUACUUAAAAGCAAAGAAAUGGGACCGAUAAUCUCUGGCAGCUGUGACUGAGCCAGAAUGCGUUGUAACCGCGUCCAGUGGACACUCAGGAUUCAGCUCGGGGCUGUAGUAAAUCUGACCUCGACUGAAUAGAGCUGUCAGCGAGCUUCACCAAACCAAUACCAUCCAGCUGUUCUACAUGUAUCCAGUCAUGCAAGACUCACGUGGGUAUUUUUGUAUCUUGAAAGCAUUUUCUAGUCUUCAGAAUGACUUGGCUUUUUAUUUACCAACUUGGAAAAGAAACUACCUCAGAGCAGUGUCAGGUGCUAGCUAAUAUUAGCCCUCAUUUUUAAUAAUGGUAACAAAAUCAAAAAAUCCUUGUGACCAAACCAAUACAAGCCAAUAUCGUGUGAGAGCACUGUUCUUUCCUUUAACCUUAAUAAAUGGAAAACCAAGUAAUCAUGUAUGACUGGUUGGUUGCUUUAGUUGGUUACAUUUUAGGGGACCAAAUUUUUGUAAUUGGGAGUCUCAUUGUUUCAUGCAAGUCCUUCAUUUUUCAAAAAGAUGGCGACAAAAACUACCCAGCACAACCUAGGACUCAGUCAUGUGGUGACGUAAACUGUAAUCUUGAACAUUUGUAGAUGAAUGUGCCAUCAUAAAGUAAUUGCUAUUCACUAUCACAAUGUGUUGAUAUUCCAGCAAAAAUGUUGGCGAUAUUGAGGAAUGUUUGCAGCGGCGGAAAAGGUUUGUUGGAUAGAUGUAUGUACAGCAAUAAUGUGGGUGUGUGGGCUGUGGAUCGUUGGUAAUUAGUUUGACUUUACGCAGUUCAAAUAAACGCUCAAUAAACAUUUUCGACUUUUAGUUAGCAGGACAAUAGUUUGCAAAUGGGUAGAUUUGUUUGUCUCGACAUUUGGAACCAGCUUUUUUUCUGUUUUUUGUUUUACCAGAAUGUUUAAGGUUUCAUACUGGAUAGAGCCACUCCACGUGAUCAAAUGCCUACACCUCUCUGCCGUGUUAACCCAGUACUGCAAUAAAAUCAGGGUGGAUGUCCCUGUCUCCUACUCAGUUCAUUUCUCCUACGAUUAGCCAGACUCGACGCCAUUUUUGUCAAGGGUAUAAAGGUGUAGUUUUUGCAUGCGACAACUUACAAAGGGAAUAUACACAUUUGAACAUACUUUACAAUGUAGCAGAACAUUGUAAACUUCAACGAAAGGUACAUACGAGGCUGCACAGCAGCCAACUACAGUUUGUUGUAAUUUAGUCUAAACUGAAAACAUCCAGCGUGUUUGUAGUCGUUUUAUGUGUGCCUUUUGUCGGAUCUCUCUCUUCUCCAUCUGCCCCAAACAUUGGGUUUGUGAGUCCUUUCAACAUAAAGGGUUUGACGAAAUCUGCUGCGCCACAUAAAAAAAAAAAAACAUAACCAUUUUUAAUUAUCAUGCAACCUUGCGUGUAGAUGCUGCAUAGAACGAUCAGUAUUUGUGUUUUGCACUUUCAAAGCAGUCUCAAAAUGAAAUCGCCCACAUGAGGUUGGGCAGAAAGUUAAAAGAAAUAACUGACGAGGUAUUUUAUGCUAUCAAUAGGAAUUAUAAGGAAUAAUAUGACUUUGAAGAGCUUUUCUAAAAAGGUUGAUAUAUCUAUAUAUAUUCAUGAAGUACCUCAUAAGCCUGAUAUAUGCUGCAUUGACUUUUUUUUCUGUAGUGUACUUCAUAUUGUCCAAUAAAAUUUUUAAUUUUCCCCUUUGUUGGGAGGUUUGAAUGUCACUCCAGGCUGUGCACACGCCACAACCGGUAAAUCUGAUAGAGUUCUGUUAUAACAAGGGAGUACGUUACACCUUGUGGCCAAAUGAUAAUGUGUCAUUUAUGCAAUUUCUACGCAAAUCUCAUCAGAAUAUUUCUCACUUGUAGCCACAUCGUAUGUCUGUGCUGUGUUUUUUUUUUUUUUUUUUUUUUUGCUCAUUCUCUGUGUCUGUGUAGCCAAAAAAAUAUUGGGUUUAGCUGGCGAAGAGUUGACGUGCACCACUCAACCUGUGAGGCUCUGUGGUGUAACACGACUGUUGACUCAGGUAUUGUUGUGAAAGGGCUGUAUCUGCUUACUGUGUCCCAAACCCUCCCCUUCCCUCCCCGGCUCCUGCACCUUUGUCUUAAAAUAGCCUUAGAUCUACACAUGAGGUUCCUAUUUGGCCUUAAAAGUUGAACAAAUUAUGCACUACAAUUUCACAGACUUGACAGAGAGCUCGAUUCCCAUUCAAACACAUUUCUUGAAGAGUUCGUCGCGUGCCGUGUUAUCUACCUCCUAUGAAUGUAGGGGCUGUCCUGGAGUUGUAGUCGACUGCAAAACUUUUAGUUGUCUCGCUCAUUUAAGGAAAACAGACAAUCAUCUGUAGUUUCUUGAAAAAUAAAUAUAUUCCCCUAUUCAUUCAUACAUAGAUUCCAGGACACUCCAUUUUCUUGUUUUUUUCCCUCAUUGGCCGAUUCAUUGUGGGUUUUUUUGUUUUUUUUUUUUGUUUUUUUU
Molecule: messenger RNA, 12551 nt
Organism: Epinephelus fuscoguttatus (brown-marbled grouper)
Lineage: Eukaryota; Metazoa; Chordata; Actinopteri; Perciformes; Serranidae
Gene: ago2
Product: argonaute RISC catalytic component 2
Exons: 20
Coding region: 201-2828 (875 amino acids)
Biological process (GO): regulatory ncRNA-mediated gene silencing; regulation of DNA-templated transcription
Cellular component (GO): RISC complex
Molecular function (GO): endoribonuclease activity, cleaving siRNA-paired mRNA; protein binding; RNA binding
Source: RefSeq, a predicted model, not a curated record